CCGCAAAUGCGUCUCAUUCUCCUUGUGCUACUUGCCACGUGGCAAGUCGUGGUGGACACCCGAGCACCCACAUUUCCCGACAAAUUAACACAGCAGCUGCAGCAGCAGGGGACAACAGAACCACAAGGAGAUCACGUGUGUACGGUGAAGACGAUUGUGGACGACUACGAGCUGAAAAAAGUGAUUCAUACAGUGGUGUAUAACGAUACGGAGCAAUGUUUGAAUCCAUUGACUGGAUUUCAGUGUACUGUUGAGAAACGCGGACAAAAAGCCUCCUACCAACGGCAACUUGUAAAAAAGGAGAAAUACGUAAAACAGUGUUGUGAUGGAUAUUAUCAGACAAAAGAUCAUUUUUGCCUGCCAGAUUGUAAUCCUCCGUGUAAAAAAGGAAAAUGUAUUGAGCCGGGAAAAUGUGAAUGUGAUCCCGGUUAUGGUGGCAAAUAUUGUGCUAGUUCGUGUUCCGUCGGAACGUGGGGUCUUGGAUGCUCCAAAUCAUGUGACUGUGAAAAUGGAGCCAACUGUGACCCGGAACUCGGUACAUGUAUCUGUACAAGUGGAUUUCAAGGAGAACGAUGCGAAAAACCAUGUCCCGACAAUAAAUGGGGCCCAAAUUGCGUGAAAUCGUGUCCAUGUCAAAAUGGUGGAAAAUGCAAUAAAGAGGGAAAAUGUGUGUGUUCGGAUGGAUGGGGUGGAGAAUUUUGUCUCAAUAAGUGUGAAGAGGGAAAAUUCGGUGCAGAGUGUAAAUUCGAAUGCAACUGCCAAAACGGAGCAACUUGCGACAAUACAAACGGAAAAUGUAUCUGUAAAUCAGGAUAUCACGGAGCUCUGUGUGAAAACGAGUGCUCCGUGGGAUUUUUCGGCUCAGGAUGUACACAGAAAUGUGAUUGUUUGAAUAAUCAAAAUUGUGAUAGUUCAAGUGGAGAGUGUAAAUGUAUUGGAUGGACUGGAAAACAUUGUGAUAUUGGAUGUUCGAGAGGACGAUUUGGGCUUCAGUGUAAACAGAAUUGCACGUGUCCUGGCCUGGAAUUUUCGGACUCAAACGCCUCUUGCGACGCAAAAACCGGCCAAUGUCAAUGCGAAUCCGGCUACAAAGGACCGAAAUGUGACGAACGAAAAUGCGAUGCGGAGCAAUACGGCGCAGAUUGCUCCAAAACGUGUACCUGUGUCCGAGAGAAUACUCUGAUGUGUGCUCCGAACACUGGCUUCUGCCGCUGCAAACCGGGCUUCUACGGUGACAAUUGUGAGCUCGCGUGCUCCAAAGACUCGUACGGACCGAACUGUGAGAAGCAGGCGAUGUGCGACUGGAAUCAUGCUUCCGAAUGCAACCCGGAGACCGGGAGCUGCGUAUGCAAGCCUGGAAGGACUGGGAAAAACUGCUCCGAGCCGUGUCCCCUCGACUUUUACGGCCCCAACUGUGCCCACCAGUGUCAGUGCAACCAGCGAGGUGUCGGCUGCGACGGUGCCGACGGGAAGUGUCAGUGCGAUCGGGGAUGGACUGGACAUCGGUGUGAGCAUCACUGCCCGGCCGACACGUUCGGUGCGAACUGUGAGAAGCGGUGCAAGUGCCCGAAGGGAAUCGGUUGCGAUCCGAUUACCGGAGAAUGCACAUGCCCCGCUGGGCUUCAGGGAGCAAACUGUGAUAUCGGGUGCCCUGAAGGAUCUUAUGGACCCGGAUGCAAGUUGCAUUGCAAGUGUGUCAAUGGAAAGUGUGAUAAGGAAACCGGCGAGUGCACGUGCCAGCCGGGAUUCUUCGGCUCAGACUGCUCAACGACAUGCUCCAAAGGGAAGUACGGAGAGUCGUGUGAGCUCUCCUGCCCGUGCUCAGAUGCUUCGUGCUCCAAACAAACAGGCAAAUGUCUCUGCCCACUUGGCACAAAAGGUGUCAGCUGUGAUCAAAAGUGUGACCCCAACACCUUUGGCUUCCUGUGCCAGGAGACAGUUACUCCGUCACCGUGUGCUUCCACAGAUCCCAAGAAUGGAGUCUGCUUGUCGUGUCCACCGGGCUCUUCGGGGAUCCAUUGUGAGCAUAACUGUCCCGCUGGGAGCUAUGGCGAUGGCUGUCAGCAAGUGUGCUCCUGUGCCGACGGUCAUGGAUGUGAUCCGACGACCGGCGAAUGCAUCUGUGAGCCCGGUUAUCAUGGGAAGACGUGCUCCGAGAAGUGUCCCGAUGGGAAGUAUGGAUAUGGAUGUGCUCUGGACUGCCCGAAAUGUGCAUCCGGAUCUACUUGUGAUCAUAUCAACGGACUAUGUAUCUGCCCGGCGGGGCUCGAAGGAGCUCUCUGCACACGGCCGUGCUCUGCAGGAUUCUGGGGGAAUGGGUGUAGGCAGGUGUGCAGGUGUACGUCAGAGUACAAGCAAUGCAAUGCACAGACUGGAGAAUGCAGUUGUCCGGCGGGAUUCCAAGGAGAUCGAUGUGAUAAGCCAUGUGAAGACGGCUAUUACGGACCGGAUUGCAUUAAAAAAUGCAAGUGUCAGGGUACAGCAACGUCUUCGUGUAAUCGAGUAUCUGGAGCAUGUCACUGUCAUCCUGGAUUCACUGGAGAAUUCUGUCAUGCGCUGUGCCCAGAGUCCACUUUCGGUCUAAAAUGCUCAAAAGAAUGUCCAAAAGACGGUUGUGGUGAUGGAUAUGAAUGUGAUGCUGCAAUUGGCUGCUGCCAUGUAGAUCAAAUGUCCUGCGGAAAAGCGAAACAAGAAUUUGAGGCUCUAAAUGGAGCUGGACGUUCGACUGGGCUCACGUGGUUCUUUGUGCUCCUGAUUGUUGCUUUAUGUGGUGGAUUAGGAUUAAUUGCAUUAUUCUAUAGGAAUAAAUAUCAAAAGGAAAAAGAUCCGGAUAUGCCUACUGUUUCAUUCCACAAAGCGCCGAACAACGAUGAAGGCCGAGAAUUCCAGAAUCCCCUAUACUCUCGUCAAUCAGUUUUUCCAGAUUCUGACGCUUUUUCAUCAGAAAAUAAUGGAAAUCAUCAAGGAGGACCACCCAAUGGUCUUUUAACUCUUGAAGAAGAAGAAUUGGAGAAUAAAAAGAUUCAUGGAAGAAGUGCUGCUGGACGGGGAAAUAACGACUACGCCUCCCUGGACGAAGUAGCUGGAGAAGGAUCAUCAUCAUCAGCUUCAGCUUCAGCUUCUCGUAGAGGUUUAAAUUCAUCUGAACAAUCACGUCGACCUCUAUUAGAAGAGCAUGACGAAGAAGAAUUCGAUGAACCACACGAGAACUCGAUAUCUCCAGCACAUGCAGUAACGACAUCGAAUCACAAUGAAAACCCAUACGCCGACAUCUCAUCACCGGACCCCGUCACCCAGAACUCUGCGAACAAAAAACGUGCUCAGGACAAUUUGUACACCUAAAUUCGAAUUUUCAUAUAUAUUUUUUUGAAAUUUUCUAAAAUUUUCAUUCUCCAUUCCUUCCCCCACCACCCCUCAAUUUUACGGCGUAAACUUCAACUAACCCAUCGAAGAUUUUUGAGAUUUUUUUAUUUUUAUUUUUCGGCAUUUUUCUCACUCACCGGUGCUAAUUUUCAUUUCCUGUACCAUUUUCGUCCUUUUUUCAUGAGCUCCGGGAGCCCCGAGCCCGGAGCACAUUUUGUGCUUUAUUUACGGAUAGUCUAACUAUAUAUAUAUAGUUGUAUUUGUAUUUCAUGUACUUUUUACUCACUUUUUUUUGAAGAAUUUUGUAACAUAUAUAUACAGUGUGGGAAAGUUCUAUAGGACCCCCCCUAAUUUGAAGGUUUGAGG
Molecule: messenger RNA, 3729 nt
Organism: Caenorhabditis elegans
Lineage: Eukaryota; Metazoa; Nematoda; Chromadorea; Rhabditida; Rhabditidae
Gene: ced-1
Product: Cell death abnormality protein 1
Exons: 11
Coding region: 7-3342 (1111 amino acids)
Biological process (GO): vesicle-mediated transport
Cellular component (GO): plasma membrane; phagocytic vesicle membrane
Molecular function (GO): scavenger receptor activity
Source: RefSeq, marked reviewed